Priapulus caudatus is the source of this 1148-nucleotide messenger RNA. RefSeq names its product pre-mRNA-processing-splicing factor 8-like. The record is from RefSeq and is a predicted model, not a curated record. Gene Ontology annotation, cellular component: catalytic step 2 spliceosome; U5 snRNP. Gene Ontology annotation, molecular function: U1 snRNA binding; U6 snRNA binding; pre-mRNA intronic binding. NCBI's taxonomy places the organism in Eukaryota, Metazoa, Priapulida, Priapulimorpha, Priapulimorphida, Priapulidae. Gene Ontology annotation, biological process: spliceosomal tri-snRNP complex assembly; mRNA splicing, via spliceosome.
CGUUUAAGCCGAAAUUCACCGAAUAAGAAGAAAUAAGUGGGAUAGUCCUGUUAUAAUAUAUACACACCAAAACUGAUCAGGGCGACUCAUUAGCAAAAACGACUAGCGUGACACACUAGCAAGAAGCCACCAUGGCUAUGCCUUUCUUUGUGGGGCAGCCCUACCUGUUGGGCAUCCCUCCGCAGCAGCAGCAGCAGCAGCAGCCGCCACCGCAGCCUCCGCCGAUGGCCAUGCCACAGCAGCAGCAGCCUCAGGUGCAGCAGCAGUUUGUCAAGCCGCCACCGCUGUCCGAGGAAAAGCUGCAGGAAAAAGCGCGGAAGUGGCAGCAGCUACAGUCGAAGCGCUACGCGGAGAAGCGUAAGUUUGGCUUCGUCGACGCGCAGAAGGAAGAUAUGCCGCCUGAGCACAUCCGCAAGAUCAUCCGCGACCACGGCGACAUGACCAACCGCAAGUUCCGCCAUGACAAGCGCGUCUACCUCGGAUCUUGUCGACGACAAUUACUUUUACUUGUUCGACCUGAAGGCUUUCUUCACGGCGAAGGCCCUCAACCUCGCAAUCCCCGGCGGACCCAAGUUUGAGCCACUCAUCAAGGACUCCAGCCUCCAGGACGAGGAUUGGAACGAAUUCAACGACAUCAACAAGAUCAUCAUCCGUCAGCCAAUCCGCACGGAGUACCGCAUUGCGUUCCCCUACCUGUACAACAACCUGCCGCACUACGUGCACCUGUCAUGGUAUCACACACCGAGCGUCGUGUUCAUUAAGACGGAGGAUCCAGAUCUGCCCGCGUUCUACUUCGAUCCGCUGAUCAACCCGAUCUCUCACCGCCAUGCCGUCAAGGGCACGGAGCCGAUCGUGGAUGACGUGGAGGACUUUGAGCUUCCGGAGGAGCUGCAGCCGUUCCUGCAGGACAGCCCGCUCUACACGGACAACAGUGCCAACGGCAUCGCGCUGCUGUGGGCGCCGCGACCUUUCAACCUUCGCAGCGGUCACUCCCGCCGCGCCAUCGACGUGCCGCUCGUCAAGACCUGGUACCGGGAGCACUGUCCCGCCGGGCAGCCGGUGAAGGUGCGUGUGUCCUACCAGAAGCUGCUGAAGUACUACGUGCUGAACUCACUGAAGACAAAGCCUCCAAAGUCACAGAAGAAGCG